Molecule: messenger RNA, 1707 nt
Organism: Mytilinidion resinicola
Lineage: Eukaryota; Fungi; Ascomycota; Dothideomycetes; Mytilinidiales; Mytilinidiaceae
Exons: 2
Coding region: 1-1491 (496 amino acids)
Source: RefSeq, a predicted model, not a curated record
AUGGCUAUCAUGAGCUCUAACGUGAAGGAAGAACAGCACGAUAAUAUAAUGCCGCCUACAAACAAAUCUCUUAUAUUCAGCGAAAGAAUCUCCGAAGCGGACCUGGAAGACAUGCCCAACACUCUGUUGCGCCUCACGCAACGCCUGCAGGCACCGUUCCGUCGAGGAGGCAGUGACAGCGGAAACACACAGUCGAAAGAUGCGGCCCCUGAGACUGCAGCCAAGGCGGAUAAGGGAAAGGGUAGAGCGGUCGAGCCAGAUGAGCCCGUCCAGCCAGUGCAAGGCGUUGUAGUGCCUGAGCUCGCACACCUGGUUCAUGCCACUGGAAUACAGCCACUGAGUCCAAAGCCCAGGCGCCCAAGGAAGAAGAACCCUCUCGCGUUGACGCUGCUACCAACCACCCCCGACACCCACCUCCCGAACGGUGUCUUAGGCGUCGGCGAUGGCAACAUAUCAAAGGGCAAAGCCACCAAACCGCGCGACAUAUCCUUAGGCGACGGCAUCGCAGGUCCAUCGACCCAACCGCCAACCACCGACCCAAACCUCUGGCCACCGACGCAUGACUCAACCGUCGACGACGUCGUCUACAACACCGCGAACGGCGGCUACGACGCCCACCCCCACUCACACAAACACAAACAAGACCACCAAGAGGAAGAAGACUCAGACUCUGCCUACACCCUCCUCCCCCCCUCCUCCCCCUCGACCCCCCAAUCCCCCACCACCCGCCUGCACCACGCGCAAUCCACCCUACGCACGGCCAACGCCCUCAUCCGCGCCCUCCACGCCUCCGUCGACGCCGAGCGCGAAGCGAAGGAAGACGCCCAGCGCGCCCUCGACCGCCUCCACCCCUCCCACACCGCACACCUGCCCGCCGUGCUCGAGGCGCAGGCCUCAAAGCUCGCCGUGCAGGCCGCCGAGAUCGCGGACCUGAAGGCGACGCUGGACUACGGGAACAAGCUGCUGUCGGGCAGCUACCGGCGGCAGUGGGAGAUGUGGCGGUGGGUGGACGGGCUGGUGGGCGCGGAGGUGCGGGAGGAGCAGAAGAAGCGGUUUGGUGGCCUGGGACGGUUUGCGCCAAGCAAAAAGCGGGGGAUGGUGGGGGAGGAUGGGAAGAUGCCGGCGGGGUGGCGGUGGGAGAGUUUUGGGAAGGGGGAGGAUCCGCCGGUGGUGCCGGUGCAUGAGGAUUCGUUGAGUGGGGCGGAGCGGGAGGCGAGGAUGCGGGAGGUGCUGGAGAGGGUAAGGAGCAGGGAGUUAGGGGAUAUGGGGAAGGUGCUGGAGAUGGGGGAGGGGAGUGUGGCGUUUUUGCCGUAUGAGGAGGGCGAGUUUGGGGGCCCGAAGGUGCCGCGGACAGAGCUGGAGAGGAUUGAGAGUAUGUGUGCGGAGAAUGUGAAGACGAUGAAGUUGGGGGUGGUGCGGAUGGUGAGGUUGGUGGAGAGGAUUAAGGGGAGGGCGACGGGGAUUCUGGAGCCGGAGGAGGAGGUGCUGUGAUGGAUUUGUGGAGUGCUGAGAGAUGUGGAUGUUCGAUAUGCUGUGGAGUUGGUGUUUGAGCUGUGGAUUUAGGUUUCCAUUUAGGGACGUGUCUAGGACUGGGUCUUUGCUACAUCAUACAUAUUUUGACAUUGGGGUCUGGAGCUUCACAAAACCUUGGUCUCUCUGGGUAAUUCUUGAUCUAUAAAAUGGUUACGAGGGAAUAGACUCACCAGC